Molecule: messenger RNA, 1458 nt
Organism: Cooperia oncophora
Lineage: Eukaryota; Metazoa; Nematoda; Chromadorea; Rhabditida; Trichostrongylidae
Source: the annotation of a GenBank genome assembly
AUGGAUCCUUGGAGUGGAUAUCAGAACAUGCCACCAGACCAAGUGAAUUGGGCAGAUUUGGCGCAAAGAUGGAUGGCUAUGCGAUCGGCUCAAGAUGACCACGAUCAUCGUGGUGGCGAUUUGAAUGGUUAUGGUGGUCUUUACGAAGGCGACAGCGGACCGCCAGGUCACUACGGAGGCGACAGUGGACCGCCAGGUCGCUACGGAGGCGACAGUGGACCGCCAGGUCGCUACGGAGGCGACAGUGGACCGCCAGGUCACUACGGUCGAAAUGGUGGUUAUGGCGACUAUGAAAGAGAUGACAUGGGCGGACAUUACAAUCACAUACGUGAUCAGGGCUAUGACUCUGGCUACGAGCGAGGUCCGGAAAGAGACCAUUAUGGACAUGGUGGAGUGAUCGAUACUCGUCAUCCAGAUGAUUGGGAACCAUCGCAUUCACCUCCAUCAGGACCGAAUCGUCCCAUUUUUCCGGCCGCUGCGCAAACGAAAGAUGAUAGCCGACAUGAUUACCAGGACGGUUAUAGAGGACAUUGGGGUGGUGGUCCUCCUCCCCUAUCCAUGGUGGAUCCACAUGGAUCUCCUUCUGAAUACCGUCGUUCGCCAGGACCGCCACCGAACCGAUUUGCACCGCACGAUUUCCCACCCGGACCAUCUCCAUCAAGCGGAAAUUGGAUCCCGCCUCCAUCAAGCGCUUCACUUCCUCCUGGUGGACCACCACCUUUCCACGGAGGUCCGCCAUUAGGAGGACCAGGUCCAUAUGGAGGUCCGCCAUUGGGAGGGCCACCUUCACAUGGAGGUCCAGUGCCGCUAAUGGGCCCGCCACACGGAGGACCAUCAUCCUCGGUGGGACCUACACGCCAAGGACCGCCACCGCCAUUAAGGGCUUCGUCACAUGGAGGUCCUCUAGAUGGAGGUCCACCUCAUAGAGAUCCUCCACAUGGAGGUCCACCUGGUACAGGAGGACCACCGUCUCAUUCAUCUGGACCGCCUUCAUGGUACCCUCCAUACUACCCACCAAAUUCAUUUUCAUCCGGUGGAUCUAAUGCGGCUCCGCAGCAGCAUGGAAACAGUCAAGCACCAGCACCAUUCUUUUCAAUAGACGCCACCACCCGAAAAAGAUUGCCGGCAUGGAUUUUGGAAGGCCUGGAGAAAGCAGAACGUGAAAAGAUGAAACAACUGGAAAAAGAAGAACGUAUGAAAAGAGCAGAAGAGGAAAGAGCAAAGCGACGAGAGUUAGCUGGAAAGGGCAGAUUCGACAGCAGCAGUGAAGAUGAAGACGAGGGACACGCUGAUGAUGAGCGCUCACGAUCCAAGUCACGGCAAUCAGUUGGGGCCGAGGAUGACGAUGGUGAGCCGGUUUUCUUAGCGAAACGGCAUGUUCUUCCUGUUGAAGACCUUCGCUCAGAGGAGGAAAAGAAGGACGAUGCGGUAUGUGCAAUUUGUUUGUUGACGAGCUGA